Molecule: messenger RNA, 435 nt
Organism: Prunus mume (Japanese apricot)
Lineage: Eukaryota; Viridiplantae; Streptophyta; Magnoliopsida; Rosales; Rosaceae
Product: lectin-like
Molecular function (GO): carbohydrate binding
Source: RefSeq, a predicted model, not a curated record
AUGGUUGCAAAGUACUCAACAACAAAGCUUCAUUUUCUUCUCCUUCUGCUUCUCUUCUUUCUGUUAGCGCAUUCUGCAACUCCAUUAAACUUCAGUUUCUCCAGCUUCAGUCAAGACGACAUCCACACCAUAUUUCCCGAGGGCGAUGCUCAUAUGGACGUCCAUUUCCUCCGCCUUACCAAAAGCGCCGAAGAUGACGUUAAAAAUGGCAGCGUGGGCCGAGCCACCUACCGCCAACCCUUCCUCCUCCGCGAAAACCACACCGAAAAACUCGCUUACUUCACCACCACUUUAGACUUCGCCUUCGAAUCGAAGAACGACUCCAGCUAUGGAGACAGCAUCACCUUCUUCAUAGCCCCAAAAGGGUCCUUGCUCAACACCACACUGGGAUCUGGUAGCAGUCUCGGCCUCCCCUACAACUUGUUAGAUUUGUAG